Molecule: messenger RNA, 2694 nt
Organism: Talaromyces proteolyticus
Lineage: Eukaryota; Fungi; Ascomycota; Eurotiomycetes; Eurotiales; Trichocomaceae
Product: fungal-specific transcription factor domain-containing protein
Exons: 5
Coding region: 1-2694 (897 amino acids)
Biological process (GO): DNA-templated transcription
Molecular function (GO): DNA binding; zinc ion binding
Source: RefSeq, a predicted model, not a curated record
AUGGGAAGAAACCUUAGCGUGCAAUGCAUUUAUGUUCACCGCUCGCGGACAAGGAUCGCCGUCCUCACAGGCUCUCAAUCCUCUCCAGCUGAUCCAGAAGAUAUAACAGAAGAGCAAGCGGAAGACGAAGAAGAUAGAUUGUCUCCCGAGCCCACUCGGUCGCCGACUAGUUUGGAACAUCCUGACAACAUAAGGGUGACACCAAGGCCAAACCAAGAUAUGCGCAACGAUUAUGAUGAAGCGGUGAGCGAACCUCGGUCUCAGAAUAUGCGCCAAGCAGGCAGUAGUGAUGGUAGCGAAACGACUGGGGAGAAGAACCAUGGUUUCGAGAUACAACAAGGAAAUGGCCUUCCAAAUACAAUGGGUACGGUGUCACCUGUCGCAUCGCGCGCCAUGCAUAGCAGUAUCAGUGAAACCACUCCGGAGUUAGUGCCUGCUAUACUGUCACAAACAGAUGUGGACAUCUCACCAGCUCGCUUAUAUGGCACCUAUCAGAUGAUGACCCCCACGGCAUCGACGCAACUGCAGUCAAAAGAUAUGAGUUUUCCCACUGAUUCGAGUGGCAUAACUAUGGCUCUUGAUAGAGAUGAUAUAUCACCCAUACAUGAGUUUGGCAUCGUGGACUGGAUGACCUUCGACUCGGCUCUCGACAAUAUCACCGAUCACUUAAUGAGAGACAGCACCUUCAUGCCUAUUAUACCCGAUAUGUCCCUAAACAACGUUCAGGAUUCGGACUUCCGCAGGUUGCCUCCCCUCAAUGAGCAUGAGGAACAACAGUUCCCUCGUAGUUAUAACGAUUGUAACGCGAACCAGAGAACCUAUGGUGGACUACCAUACGAUCAUCCCCAACAAACAUCCCAAUUUUCAGGCGACCACGGUGUACAGCAGAUUAUAUCAGACGGCGGACAAAGGCAGAAUGCAAAUACUCAUUCGUGGCCAACGGACUGGGAGCCCAGUAAAUUGGACAACUUGACAAGCUUUCCAGAUAUGCGCCACAUACCCAUGGACGUUAUAGACGCUGAAGACUUCGCCCACGUCAAUCAGCUUAGCCAGGAUGCAUACGACGGGAUCGUUCAUUUCGUCGAACGAACCAGUAAUAACGGGACACACUACAUACCGUUCAAAAACUCGGCAUUGCCUCCACUGAAGGUGCUAAACUGCUUUAUUCAACUUUACUUUGAGUAUUUCCAUUCUGUGUUCCCUAUGCUUCACCAAGCAACCUUCAACCCGGAGCAUGUUCCACGAUUGUUGCUUUUAGCUACGGCUGCGAUCGGUUGCCGGUACUCCAAGAUUGAACAGUCCAGUAGAUGCGCGGAUGCCUUACAAGAGCUCUUACGUCGAGCAAUUGCGUACACAUGUGAACAAGAUAAUAGUCAAGCUCGGCAACUCUCAAUGGCGCAGACGAUUGUCCUCAACUCCAUUGGUAUGAUGUACAGCGGAGACAGGAGGCUGUUCGAGAUUGCAGAGGCAUCUCGGAAUACUCCCGUGACAUUAUGUCGCAGAAACGGCUCACUUCAAAGUUCAGUCGGUCAGCCGUCAAUAGGUCCAACAACUCAAGGAAUGCUUCUGGAGCAUAAAUGGCAACAGUGGGCACAUGAUGAAUCGCUAAGAAGAUUGGGCUUCUGUGUCUUUUUACUUGAUGCUCACGCCGCCAUGUACCUCAACUUGCAUGCAAAUAUGGCAGUAACCGAGUUACGUCAAUCCCUACCUUGCCCCGAUGAAAUUUGGGACUCCCCUAGUGCAGAAACGUGGAAAGUGGCCUAUAUGAGGCGUUACUGGGAACGUACCGAUUAUGGAGACACUCAAGGAGCCGUACAGCAAAUGAGCUUAGGCGUUACUGCAGCUCUAUCCCAACUCCGGCUAGGCAAACCUAUGGCUCAAGAAUUAGGCCAUUUUUCGCGAGUGAUUCUAGUUUUCGCCCUCUACCGGUCUGUGGCAGCACACCAACAACAGAUCGCUGACCCUUUCGCCGGUCAGAAGAUCCAGGGCGACCAAGCUUCUCUUUCACUGAUAUCUACCGCCGUAAGGGCUUUAGAAUCCCUGCGACUAUUUUCUUUUUCACCUGGACCAUUGCAGUUCAGUCUUGACUGCCACAUAGAUCUGGCUAUAGUAUUACUAAACAUCCCUCAAGAACAGAUGCUGGACUAUACGAGAUCUUUCCGAAUGAAUCAGUGCCAGUCCCAUGAUCUUCAACAGCUACAGAACUGGGUAGCUCAGGAUGGUGGCCGUAACGCCAGGGUAGCCGCUGUUCAUGCUGCGAAGUUGUGCAGCCUUCUCCGCUUAAACCCACAUCCACAUUCGUUUUCCAGUCCGUUGAUGGCUCUCCUUGCUACCCUCGCGCUCUGGACAUAUAAUAACCUUUCUCUCGAUGGUGAGAAUGACAACGAGGCCAGAGUAUCGCCGCAGAUGCGCUUGCGAGUUGCUCGUCUGGAUAAAAAUGGCAAUGACUCUGUUACACAAGCAUGGAUAAACAAUGAGCCUGCAAUACGGACUCAUAUAACCGAGGUGGGACCAAUUCCCUGUGCAACCUCUUCGUUACGUCUCCUUGAUCUAGGCUCCAAAAUCCUAGCGUCUAUGGAUUCCUGGGCACUUAGUCAAGGACUAGCAAGCUGGCUGGAGAGGUUGAAGCAAUGUGUCUCUGACACCGACAGUUCCAGCUCCCGUGGUGCUCGCUAUGCAAAAGUGCACCAAUAA